Messenger RNA from Apodemus sylvaticus (European woodmouse), 9607 nucleotides. It is a transcript of the gene Cfap47, whose product is annotated as cilia and flagella associated protein 47. Gene Ontology annotation, molecular function: protein binding. Bases 47 to 9607 code for a protein of 3186 amino acids. The transcript is spliced from 65 exons. The record is from RefSeq and is a predicted model, not a curated record. Lineage: Eukaryota; Metazoa; Chordata; Mammalia; Rodentia; Muridae.
AGUUGGUCAAGUCAGCACCCGGUUGCUGGCUACCUACAGGGCUGUAAUGGAUUCAGAGCGGGGCUCAGCCCCUCGUGAUAUAGAUACCCUCAAGAAGGAAGUUCAGCUGCGGGUAAACCCGACCGAGCUGAAGUUCCAGGAUGCCGUAUCUGGGAAAGUGUACCGCCUCCCUCUUACUGUACACAAUUUGGGCCGUUGGAACCAGAAGAUCAGGUUUCAAGAGCCAUCCAAGCCACAGUUCAAAUUGUUGUUGGCCAGUCUGGAUAAGGAGCUUGCUUCUGGGCUUCAGAUGACAGCAAUGGUGGAAUAUCAUCCUAAUAAAAAUGAAGACACAUUUGAUCACAUUUUUAUUUCUGUAGGAAAUAAAGUGCUAGAUAUUCCUCUAAUUGGGCUGAUUCCAGUCUGUCAACUGGAAAUUGUACCAGUGGUUGAUUUUGGAACAUUGGUUGCCAAUAGUAAAGUGCAUUGUAAAGAGAUUGCUAUUAUUAACCGUGGCAAAGCUCCAGGGACAUUUAAAACAGAAUACCAGGGUCAGUUACCAAUUGUCAUUUCUCCAAGUGGUGGUACUGUAAAGGCUAAAUCAUCAGUGGUCAUCAAAGUUGAUUUCUGUGCAGACCAGGCCCAAAUUGUAAAUGAAGUGGCAAGAGUAAGUUUGCAAGGUCGUCCUGAUACAUUCUUGAACAUCAAAGUGCGUGUGGUUGAACAAAUAAUCGAAUUGUUUCACAUGAAUAGUGAAAGGAAAUUGGAUUGUAUACGGUUUGGUUCUGUGUUCUUUGGAACAUCAAAAAUUGAGCAUGCCCUUCUGUAUAACAAUAGCCCUGAAACUGUAAACUGGGUGGCAAUAAUGCAAGAUGAUUGUGUUGGAGAAGAGCUGGGAGCAAAUAUUCAUCAAAGGACAGAUAUUGCCUUAAAUGAUCUCUCCUAUUUAAACAAAAUAAAGAACAUAGAUAUGACUGAUUUUAUGACCUGUGUUCCCAACGAAGGGACUUUGCUCCCAUAUCAAAAGAUUGUCAUUACAUUUUGUUUCAGCCCAAAGUUAGUAGUUGAUAUUAAAAAGGAUGUUGGGCCUGCACAUAGGCAAGACUAUGCCCUCUUUGUGAGAUUUGAUUUUGUGGGAAGUAAAGAUGGAUUUUUGAGAGAUGAUAACUCCAACACCAUGAAAAGUAAUCGACUUCAAAAAGUAGAAUUAGCACUGACAGGCUCUGGACUUCCUGUAAUAUUACACUUUGAUCCAGGAAAAUCGCUUACUUUUGCACCUUGUCGCAUGGGUGAACAUUCAGAUAUUCUUUGCAUUGUAAAAAAUCAGUCCAUAUCACUUCCUGUGAUGUACCAUUUUCAAAAAACUGCACACUUUAAAAUGGAUCCUGAAAGAGGAAAAAUAGAUGAAGGAUGUAUUCAGAAUGUGAUAUGCUCAUUUGUUCCACAUCAAAUUGGAGUAUUUAAAGUAAAGCAAGUGAUCGAGAUUAUUGGACCAGUGGCAGAUGAUAAUCUACGGUCUUUGUCAAUGAAACCUUUUCAUUAUAUAAGUUUAGAUUUCUUCAGCACUUGCAAAGCUUACACUAAGAAAGUUGGGGUGAAAAUUAAUCCUGGGAUAUCCCCCUUGGUCAGUAAUCCCACAAGGCACUUUGUGAUUAAAGAUUCAGAGAAAAAGGACGAUCUUCCACCUGUAGCUGCAAUGCUUCGGUCAACAGCAACGAAACUUCAUAAUCAUUGUUUACAUGAUGAGUCAACAAAGAAUGCAAUGAUUGCUUUUCCCAAUGAUAGAGCUGCAAGUAUCAGGUCGGGAGACCACCAUGAACAUUUCAGAACAAUUUUCACAAAGAUGCCAAGGUAUGAUUAUACAGAUCCUGAUUAUGAAUACACUGAUUUGGAAAAACUGGAAAGAAAAGCACAUCGAGAUUACUAUACAAACUAUAUUAACAAUUUAAGAAGUAUACGCCUACACAAAGAAGCACUGAGGAAUCGCAAAUUUCCAGUUAAUGAAGCAGAUAUUGGCAUGGAGCCAUCAUCUGGCCUAAGGUCACCACCACUAUCUCAAUCAGAAAUAGAAAAGGAAAUACCUCCAUCUUUAAAAGGUGCUUCUCUCAAAGCUAAAGGAUUGUUGAGUACCAAGAAAAUAGCAUCCAGAGAGUCCGAAUCUCUGCAGAGAAAGAUUACCAGAGGACUUAAAUCAAAGCCAACCACUCACAAUGAAAAAAUUGACUGCAGCAAAGUUUUGACACCAAAGCAAAUUCAUCAAGUAAUUGUUGGACCAUCUGUCCUUAAUUUUGGUAAUAUUUGUGUGAAUUCUACAAAUACUCAGCUACUUCAUAUUGUUAAUAUGCUGCCUACGUAUAUAUUGAUCCAGUUAGAUAUUGAUUUGAAAGAACUUAAGAAAACCAACCAAUUUUCAUAUGUGAUCCCACCUACAUCGAGUACAUAUAUUUCGAUGGUAUUUGAAUCUUCUACCAAUGGAAAAUUUUGGAAAUCAUUCACCUUUAAAAUUAAUAACAUACCUGGUGGACACAUCUUAGUGAUGGCUGUCAUCCUGCCUGUAAAACUUGAGCUGUCUUCUAAUGAGAUUGUAUUGAGACCACAAUCCUUCUUGUUAAAAACAUGUUUUCGUGGUACAGUUAGGCUUUAUAAUAAUCUCAAUUGCCCUGCCGAAUUUGAAUGGAAACCAGUAACUACACCAAGAGGAAUUGCAUUUACUAUUCGUCCAGCCAAAGGCAUUGUUGAUCCAUAUUGCUCAUUGGAAUGUGAAGUUAACUGGCAGCCAGGUUUUAGUUCUCCGGAGAAAGGAGAAUUUUUGCUACAAGUCACUGGAGGAAAUACUUUGACACUUAAGUGUAUUGCACAUGUUGGUCACACUAAAGUCACCUUUUUAGAGCCAAGAAUACUGUUCAGUAAUUGUUCUCAAGGUUUAACUACUUGGAGGAAAGCCAUUCUUCACAAUAUAGGGCAAAACCAUGCUUAUUUCAAGGUUUGUGAUCAAAGCCUUUUGUCUACCAUUAAUAUUGUUCCAUCAGAAGGGAUAAUCCCAUUUGGGGGAAUAACUGUUCUUAAUAUCUCCUGCACACCCUCUGUAGCAGAAAAGUUUGAUACAAGAGCAAAGGUUGAAAUUCACCAUGCAAAUGUCAUAGAUCUUAGAAUUGGUGGAUCUGUUGAAAUUGCUGAUGUUGAAAUCUUACCUAACACAUUUAAUUUCAGCGGUACCUAUGUUGGCACGACAGAAAUUAUUCCAUUUAUAAUAAAAAACAAAGGUGUGACACGUGCCAAAGUGGAGUUCAAUCUAAAAGAAUUUCCACUAUUUGCAAUGGAUUUUAAGGGAAAUGCAGGGGAGUGCAAAAAUAUGGAAGGUCCUUAUAUGUAUGCAAUAGAGGUAGAAGAAGGCACAUCUGUGGAAUGUGGCAUAACAUUUUCUCCAGUAGAAGUGGCAACAUAUGACUUUAGAUUUCCUGUCCAUAUUAAUUCCUUUAAGGCUUCAGAUCUCUACUGUGAAUAUUUGUCACAGCAAAAGGUUUUGAUGCCAAGAGUCUCACCACUUAUUCCACCAUGCUUUGUUCAAGCUACUGCAUUGCGAGCACCAUUGGAAUUAUCCAGCACUGUGUUUCUCUUUAAAGUCCCAUUAUAUGAGCUUCAGAAUAAUAAGGAAAUCACAAGAAUUCAGGAUCUUGUCUUCCGUAAUAUUUCAAAAAAAACGGUUCUUUGGUCAUUAGAUAUUGGCAAAAUAGAUAAAUAUUUUAAAAGUGGCAUAUUCAAAUUUACUGCACUGAUUGGAAGUCUGAAACCAAACGAAACGUAUACUAUUUCCAUACAUUUCUGUCCAAAAGAGCCCAUAACAUACCUAGCUGAUGUUGCUAUGCGUUUAAAUGAUAAUUUAUUUGACUAUAGAAUAUUACAUCUGAUUGGAGAGAUACAAUUACCAAAGAUAUCUUUUGAUCCAUCAUUUAUAUGUUUUACUCCUGUUCCUUUGGAUGUUACAACUGGUGUAGAUAUCAGAAUUUUGCCACAAAACUAUUUCAGUAAUUCAACUCUUCAGUUCAAGAUUCCCACUGCAAAGCUUCUUGAUGAUGAUGAGAUUCACCCACUUACUGUGACAUUUCCAAAUGGCAGAGUCAUCCAAGGCUCUAAUACUGGACUAAAUGAUGAGAUACUAUGUCACCUUAGUUUCAGUUCAUCUAAACCUGUUUCAUUUUUUGCCAAUCUUAUGUUUUGUGAUGACAGAAAUAACUGGUUCUCACUUCCAGUUACUGCAACAGCAGAAAAUUGUAUUCUUACUAUUUAUCUAUAUUUGGCAGUUAAUUUGGACAAGCAGAGAGUUGUUUUAAAGCAGGAUAAACAAGGAAAUAGUACAAAGCCUAGAGGAAGUUUUCUGAUUCCUAUGACUCCCCGAAGGGAUUCCAAAUCAUUUGCUUCACAGUUACUGAAAAGAGGAUCUCUUGUUCCCAAGUUUAUUGAUGCUGAAAUUACAUGUGGGAACCUAUUUGUUGGGAUGGAAAUUUCACGUGAUUAUUUGGACUCAGAUGAAAGUCUUGCAGAAAGAUUAUUUGCCAAAUAUCUGGAAAAUGAAGAGAAGAAUCAACAGUUCUUUGCACCUGAAGAAGGAUCAAAGGCUUUUGACUAUUUUCAGAAGGUUGUGAAUGCAGCUCAGACAUGGUUCAGUCUCUUUGGCUGGCCAGAAGGGCCCCAUUCUCUAUCUAUUCCUGAGACAAUAAGAAGGGAUGUGCAGAAAAUACAAUUCUAUUCAACAUCCUCACCACCCAAGAAAUUUUCUAGACAGUAUGAUUUUUCCAAAUAUAAUAAGACAAUUUAUGAUGUGAUACUUAACUUGAGUGGAAAACUGCCACCUGGAAUUAACUCAAGCCAGUCGUUACCCGUGGAUAACGUUGAAAGGGUGAUACAACUCCAUUCGCAGCAUGCCUCACUUCUAGACUUUAUCACUGCUCAAGGUGGAUGCAUUUCUCAUGUGCUGCCCGAAUUUUUGCUUGAACCGAAAGAUUAUACUAAGUGGCUGGAAAUUAAAACAUCCACUAAAAACACAGCUAUCAGCACACUUAAGGGAAACUAUUCUGUUGAUAUAGAUAUGGAUAAUUUUGAAGCCUGGAGUAAACGAGCAUGGACAGAUGUAUUUCUUCAGAUAUACAAGGUUACGGUUCUAUCUCGGGUCACACCACAUUGUUCCAGUUCUAUGCCAACCAUACUUGGAGAGAACAAAUCAAAAAUCAGUCCUUCUUUUGCAUCCAGCAACAUAUAUUCAAAUUCUGAAAGGAUUAUACUUAGUUGGUUGAAUACAAACUAUGAAAAUCAACGAACUAAUAUAUGGAAAGAUAAUAAAAAUGAUGUGCCCCCUGAAAGGUGGAUAGUAAAUUUUGACUCAGACCUUCUUGAUGGCCUUGUGUUUGCUACACAGCUGGCAGCAUACUGCCCAUUUUUGAUUGAGCCUUAUUUUAUAAAUAUGUACACACGACCAAAACGCUCAGAACAGUAUUUGCACAAUUGCUUGAUUAUUAUAAAUAGUCUUCGUGAAAUUGGAUUUGAUUUAAACAUACAGGCCAUUGACAUCUGUGAUCCAAACCCAGUGCUGAUGCUAAUGCUCUGUGUCUACAUGUAUGAGAGGCUCCCUACAUACCUUCCCAGGAAAGUGGUACCAUUCCAUUGUACUCUAUAUGAUGUUGUGCUGGGACAGAUAUUAUUGAAAAAUCCAAGCUUGAAGAAUUUAGUGUAUACGGCUACAAUUGUUGGAAGAGAUGCUAAUGACUUCUCUCUUGCCCAGACAGGGAAUGUUAUAACAAUUGCCCCAAAAAAUCACAUUGUUGUUGCUGUGAAAUUUUUAAGUCGCUUUCUCCAUCCUGCUGAAGCUACACUAUUAUUAAUUUCAAAACCUAAGGGUGGAGUAGGAGGAAGUACAAUGGCUUUUGCUCUUCGGGGACAAAUACUAAAUUUUAAAGCAAUUGAUGUUCUAAAAUGUAAAUCUCCAUGUUAUCAAUGGAAAGAAGUCACGUUGAACGUGAAAAACCCCUUUCCAAGUGGUGGAGAUUUUCAGGUCAUUCUCGUGGAAUCUACCACACUUAUGCAUUUACCAGCACAAGUAACUGAUUCUUCAAGGUACACUGUGAUGCCUGAUCAUAUUAUGAGUAGUGACUAUGCUGCUGAUCGGAGUUCUUCCAAUGCUGAAAAUGGCUUAAGAACAUCAAUUAAGUCUAACUUCAUCAGAGAAUUCUUCUGUACAACACAAACACUUACCCUGGGACCAAAAGCAUCUUCAAGCCUGGAGGUCUACUAUCUUCCCUUUGACAUGCAUGUUCGCUAUUGUGCCAUCCUCCUGAGCAACAAAGAGAUUGGAGAUUUGAUUUAUGUUAUAGAAGGAAAAGGUUUGAUACCCUUGCCUUCCAAUUUCCUUCCAAUGAAGCCUCCAAGUCCAAUUGACUACAGCACUUCUCUAGAAGAAUAUAAGGAAGAUCCAGUUCUUUAUCUGAGAUGCAAACCCCAUCAAAUCCUUGAUAUGGAACUUAAAGUACCACUGACUAAUGAAUCAAAGGAAAAGGCUUUGGCUUUUGCAGCACAGCAACAGAUGUCAGCUCUUGAAUAUGAACGAAGGGCUAUCGCUGGUACUCUGGAGAGUAGUACCAUUCGUGCGGCUGUUGCCCUCCUAGGACUAACCAAGAUUGAGUGCCUUUUGCUCUUUAAUAUGUCAAAGUUGAAGAAGCCUAAAUCCAUUUUAUAUACAACAGAAUUGAGCCUUCCUGCACAUUUCAAUAUACCCAGAAAAAUUUAUAUUCCUCAGAUUCCAGAACCUCCAGAUUUCCAUACACAGUCUAUGGAAAUAAAACCUCAAUUUGUAUCAGGAGAAGGGCCAUUCCAGAGACAAUUGCCAAGCACCCAAGCAGCCUUAGAAGGAACGGUUUCAAUUCCUCUACGAUUUGCUCCGCUUGGGUCUGGAAGAUACCCUUGUAAAAUGUUGUUGUUAUCAAGAAAUGAUGUACGUGUAUAUGUAAUUGAAGGUAUAGUAAAUGAAGAAGAACCAGAGGCUGAAUUGUUGUUUAAAACACCAGCAUUUGAACCACUAACACAGCAUAUCCCAAUAAAAAAUGAAUCCAAGAAACUUUCGAAAUUUCAAGUUAAAAUAGAAGGAGAGGGGUUUCAUGGACCUCCAGUUUUACAUGUUGCCCCUGGUGAAACUAUCCAAUAUCCUUUGACAUUCAAGCCAAUUUUGGAAUGUGAAAUUAUGGGUAAACUUACUUUACAAAGUGAAGUUGAUGGCAUGGCACAUGUCAUUGAAAUAGAUGGGAUUGGAACAAAGCCCACGGCCUUGGACCACAUUGUUAUAGACUGCAAAGUGGGAAAUGUGACAGAUAAGUCCAUAAUAGUGCCUAAUUAUACAAAAAGUCUCCUGACAUUUAAGGUAACUUCCGAUCUCUCAAUAGUGUGGGGAAAUCCCUUAAUCACCAUAGAGCCUGACAACUCAGUUCCUUAUACUCUCCAUGUAUGUCCUUGGAAACGUGGAGUAUUCAAAGGUGCAAUUAUGUUUUCCGUUAAGAGUAGAGAUGAGGAAGAUUCAGAGGAAGACACAGAUACAGAGAAAGACUCCUCUUCUCAGGAAACACCAUCAGAUCCAUCUACCAUUAUUUUUGAGGAAUACUCAGAUGAAAAGGUUAAAGCUCUAAAAAUCUGGUAUCAUCUUGAAAUUCGUAGCUCUCCUGGACCUCCUGUAGAUACAAUUGAACUUCAUUGUAUUGCUCUGGAAACAACUUGCAUUGAAAUGCCUAUCUCCAAUUCAAAAAAUUCACCUGUUUGUUUGGAUGUGAAAUUAACAUCUUCUGCCUUUAAUGGACCAUCAGAAAUGAAACUAGGUGCAUUGGAAAAUGUGAACUAUAUUGUAUGGUAUUCUCCAGCAACCACAGGCUAUAAAGAAGAAAGCAUUAUUUUUCAGCCUGAAAUGGGUGAAGAGUUCUGGUAUUUACUAAAAUUAACAACUGACCUUCCAAAACCAAAGAGAAUACCAGAAAUGAAGUGUGAUCUUGGAAAGAAGAUCAUUCAAACCCUUCCAUUAUAUAAUCCUACGAAUGAAAUUUUAGAACUGAAAAUAAGGAACAGUAAUCCUGAAAAUUUUGUCAUGGAUCUUAACAGAAAAUUACCAUUGGUCCUCCUACCCCACACUACCACAGAGAUAUCUGUUUACUUUCAUCCAUCUGGACUUGGGAGACAUGGUCAUGAAACAUGCAUUAACUUCUAUUGUACUCAGUUUAAAGAAUGGAAAUUCUACAUGUUUGGAGUAGGACUGUACCCCAGGCCUAUAGAAACAGAAAGAAUAACCACUAUUCUUGGUCUUCAGGCAUCUGUUAUGAUACAUUUUAAAAAUCCUACCAGUGAAGAUGUUUCUGUUGAUCUCAUAUUAACAAACAAAGAACUACCCAAGAGUCUUGUAAUUGACCAAUACUGGAAGAGUUUCCUCCAUGAGAAUGCUGCCUUCCGGUUUAGCUCUCUGAAGCGUACACACGGAAUUGUGGUGCCCCCUAAAGGAAAUUUAGAUAUCCCAGUGUUAUUUAUACCUUCUGCUAUGACAUUAUAUAAAACAAUGGUGAUUGUUAAGGUGAACAGAGCAAACAAAAAGAAUUGGCUGAUUGACAAUUUUGAUGAACUUAAUGAAGAGUCUAAGAGAUUUAUAGGAGUAGACCGUGGGGAAAUUCAAGCAAUACACUGGAUGUACCCUGUCGUUGGACUUCCUCAAGCACCACCCCCUAAAACUUCUCCAGUUGUCAUAAGAUGUCAGGCCAACAAACGAACAGAAGAGAAAGUAGAAGUGUCAAUGAUUGGAAGUUUUUUUGGCAAACGUCCAUCACCUGAUAUGACAGAAUUUUUAGUUUAUCCAAAACGAAAUUCAUCUAACAGUGUUUAUGAAGAUGUUGAAGUAACUCCUAAAAGACGGGAAUUUGAGUAUGAAAUAGAGUAUGAAUCUGAAGAAGCAAGGACUAUCCUGGAUUCUGCUAUAACUUUAUAUUUAUUCAGGAAACAUUUUAAUGUAAAAAGUGAAGUAAUUUCAUUGAUUUUCAAUCUGAUAUUUACACCAAGGAAACCACUCAGGGCUCAUAUCACAUUGAAAGUAGAGUGCAUAACAGAUGGAAUCUGGAAAUUUCCUAUAACAUUGAUUGCUACUGAGCCCGAAGUGGAGGAUGUCAUUAACAUCCAAGGAAUAGGUUUAUUCAAAACAGCUGAAACAGAAUUCCGACUGACAAGUCAGACAAGGUAUUAUGAGCCAUUUGUGGCCCAUUUUCUGCCAGGAAGUGAUCGAGAGUUUUUUGUAAAACCUCAUUGUGGAGAACUUCCUCCAUUUUACACAAAAGGAAUUAUCUUCAGUGUAGGAUUUAAACCCAGAAUGUACAGUAAGAAAUAUCAAGCUACUCUUGUAAUACAGACAGAAGAAAUAUAUUGGUUGUAUGAAAUAAAUGGGUUACCUCCAUUGCCAAAAUCACUGGAACAUGUAACAGCCAAAAUUGAUGCUACUAACAAGUUUUGUGACUGCAUGCCACCAAUUCGACGUAAUUUUAUUCGUGAAAAUACUAAACUUCGAAGUACGGGAGUAUCUUCUACUGUUAAAGGUGCCCCUUUAUUCAAAAAGCAUAAAUAA